Molecule: messenger RNA, 2736 nt
Organism: Syngnathoides biaculeatus (alligator pipefish)
Lineage: Eukaryota; Metazoa; Chordata; Actinopteri; Syngnathiformes; Syngnathidae
Product: endonuclease domain-containing 1 protein-like
Exons: 6
Coding region: 59-901 (280 amino acids)
Molecular function (GO): metal ion binding; hydrolase activity; nucleic acid binding
Source: RefSeq, a predicted model, not a curated record
UCUCGCUCUUCUCGGUGCACACGGUGGCAGCUGACGAGUGUGAGGCGUGAAACUCAAAAUGGAAACCUUGGCAACUCUAUGCACUCUUCUGUUGCUCCUAUUUUUUGUUCAUGCUGACCUUGUGGAACGAUUCGAGAAUGUGCCUGAAUGCUUGAAGUAUUUCUACAAAAGCAAAGUACCUGUAUGGGGGGCUUCAAUACCUGGAACUGCUCAUCUCUGUCAACGAUUUGCCAACCGGUACCACUUUGCCACACUGUAUGACACAAACCGUCGUAUCGCAGUUUAUUCAGCAUACGUGUUCCAGCCUAGCAAUGGAGGUGGUCGGGAAAGAAGGUGGUUUGUAGAGCCUCAGCUGGUAAAUACAUCAUGGCAAGCUGAGAUGAAGGAUGGUUACUGGCUGGGCAAGGACCACCCUGGAAUCUACCUGGGGGAGAGACAGGCUCUCAAUGAGGACUACACACAUUCUGGCUUUGACCGAGGUCACCUCAAUCCCAAUGGACACCAUGCAGUUCCUGGCCGCAAUGCCACUUUCACCCUCACCAACGUGAUUCCUCAGAACCCCAAACUAAAUCAAAAUGCAUGGAGAAUCCACGAGUCUGAGCUUAAUGAGCUUUUCCGCAAAAAAUGCUCCAAGGCCUACGUUUUGGUGGGCGCAGUUCCUUCUGCAAACAAUUGGAUUGUCAAGAAUAACGUGAGGCGCGUCAACAUCCCCGACUACGUGUGGAACGCAUACUGCUGCGUGGACAACAAUGGCAGGCCCGUUCAAGGGGGCGCUGCUGCGGCCAGGAACACAGAAGACAACUGGGUUGAGAAACUCUCAUUGAACGAGUUUGAAGAGUUCUUACAGGAGUUUUCAAAUCAACCAGUGGGAGAGCUUUUCCACAAUAGCUGCAAAAGUUGAUGUGAUGAUAUAGUCUACCGAUUCAACCAAAGAUGUACACAAAUUGUAAAGAGAUAUUUUUGUAAAACGUAAUGGUUUACCAUUCCCUUUUACAGUCUUGAGGCUGUAUAACAACUUAAUAACAAAUGAAUAAAGACGAGCGUUCAAGUUUAUGCAUGUGUUCUUUCCCACUGUUGAUAUGUACUUUUCCAAUAAGGAAAUAUCAUCUGUGGAAGUAGCCCCAGACGCCCUUUGUUAGAUGUUGCUAAGAGUGCAAACAAAAUGCCUGAGCCAUAGAGGAUCGUAUUCAACCUGAAAUCAGAUGACUCACACAUUAGGCACAAAAUCAUCCAACUAUCCAUUUCCCAAGCCACUCAUCCUCACAAGGGUCACAAGAGUGCUGGAGCCUAUUGCAGCCAGCUUUCAGGCGAAAGGGAGUUAUAGAUUGAAGCGGUUAGUCGCAGGGAACUUAUCGUCAGGCAUGUGUAGCACUUCACCAUCAGUAACUCUCACAAAAAUCACCUAAGUAGAAAGCACAUUUUGACAACAGCUAGUUGUGAAGACAAAUUCAUGAGUGAAAUAUCUCCAUUUGUUUCAUGUUAAAAACACAAUUUCAUUUUUAGCAUAAACUAAAGUAAAAGCUAUGCAAGUCUGGAAUCAGUCCAGUAUGCGAUAAAAUGCAGUGGUCACUCGGCGCAGGAAUUUGCGAAUCCUCUUCAACAUGCUCUUGUUGGACUCAAAGUCAGCCUUUGCAUCUAAGGAAGGGGUUCGUUGUGGAUGAAGGGAGACGUCUUUGUUGGUCAGAGGACUCCAGCUGCCACUGCCGGCCUGUUGAGACAUGGUGAUGAAAGGAUGCUGCAAUGCUUGUGAGGCAGAGAUACGUCGAGACCCGUCAACAUGCAACAUCUGUUUUAGCAGGUCCAAGAAAGCCUUCUUUUUCUCAAGCUCCUCCUCGGGAAUCUCUUCCUCGGGCAGCAAAUGAAUCAGAUCUUCCAGGGGUUUGGGAAGCUCUCUGCAAUAAUCGUGCUUUUUGGGUUUCUCGUUGUUCACUGCUUCAAACUCCUCAGGUGUCAUGAGCCUAUAAUGAGAAGCUCCAACCUCCUCAUUUUCCGUGAAAUAGUUUUCAGUGUAUUUUCCGGCAUGAAGCAGGUGGUCGUCUGGCUGGCCCAGAACGCAGAUGAUGUGCUUCAUCAUUUGAUAUUCACAGUUGACAGCGAAGAGGGUUCCGGGCAGGAAAAGGAAGGCCAUAAUGCAGCCAACACUCCAGACAUCUAUGUUCUCAUUGUAAGGGAGGCCGAGUGUAAUUUCUGGAGCUCGAUAUCCCACUGGUUGAAUCUCCAACCCUUGCUUGAUUCUUGAUGCUGGAAGUGCAUUCCCAAAGUCAAUCAGUUUUACCUUUAAGGGCUGUUCUUUUCUAUUAACAACCAUUAUGUUGUCAGGUUUGAUGUCCGUAUGCAGGAUGCCGACACUCUUCAGGGUGACCAAGGCCACUAGCAGCUGAUGAGCAAUGACACGGAUUUCGUCCAGAGAGAAUGGCUGAUGUUGUCGCUCUUGCAGCAGAUUGAAAAGAUCGCAGUCCAGUACCUCAAACACCAAACAGAUGUUUCCCUCGUGCUCGAACUGCUCAAAGAACUUGACCAAAUUGGAGUAAUCUACAUCCAGGCCACUGAUCAUUUUCAGCAUAGACAGCUCUUUCUCAGUGUCUUGUUUGACAGCAGGGUCAUUCUUCAAGAUCUUAAUAGCCACCGUCUCCGACGUGUCCAGAUUUUUGCACACCGCCACUUUCCCGUAGCAGCCUUCACCGAUGAAAUCCAGGACAGAGUAAGCAUUGGAUUUGCUGUACAAAACUUUGCCAA